Messenger RNA from Fundulus heteroclitus (mummichog), 1393 nucleotides. RefSeq lists its product as uncharacterized. Bases 5 to 670 code for a protein of 221 amino acids. Gene Ontology annotation, molecular function: protein binding. The record is from RefSeq and is a predicted model, not a curated record. The transcript is spliced from 12 exons. NCBI's taxonomy places the organism in Eukaryota, Metazoa, Chordata, Actinopteri, Cyprinodontiformes, Fundulidae.
UACAAUGAAAAAGAUAUUGGUGGAUGGAAAGCCACAUCUGUGCUUAUUUGCAGUGAAAGACAUAAAUCCUGGAGAGGAAAUAACUUACAACUAUGGAGGGACUGACUGGCCAUGGAGGGAGAAGGCUAGCAAAGAAUCAUCUGUGACUGAGGCUGUCGAAGUUGAGCAUGCUGGCUCAUCAGAUCAAGCUCCGUCCAAGUCCUCCAAGAAAAAGGCUAGCAAAGAAUCAUCUGUGACUGAGGCUGUCGAAGUUGAGCAUGCUGGCUCAUCGGAUCAAGCUCCGUCCAAGUCAUCCAAGAAAAAGGCUAGCAAAGAAUCAUCUGUGACUGAGGCUGUCGAAGUUGAGCAUGCUGGCUCAUCAGAUCAAGCUCCGUCCAAGUCCUCCAAGAAAAAGGCUAGCAAAGAAUCAUCUGUGACUGAGGCUGUCGAAGUUGAGCAUGCUGGCUCAUCGGAUCAAGCUCCGUCCAAGUCCUCCGAGAAAAAGGCUAGCAAAGAAUCAUCUGUGACCGAGGCUGUCGAAGUUGAGCAUGCUGGCUCAUCAGAUCAAGCUCCGUCCAAGUCCUCCGAGAAAAAGGCUAGCAAAGAAUCAUCUGUGACUGAGGCUGUCGAAGUUGAGCAUGCUGGCUCAUCGGAUCAAGCUCCGUCCAAAGUCCUCCGAGAAAAAGGCUAGCAAAGAAUCAUCUGUGACCGAGGCUGUCGAAGUUGAGCAUGCUGCCUCAUCGGAUCAAGGUCCGUCCAAGUCCUCCGAGAAAAAGAAACAUCAUUCAAGGUCUUCACCUGAUACUAGCUCUUCUGAUGAAGACCAUUUGCUCAUCCCUAAGUUAAGAAGGACCAAAAGCAUUGUGAUGAACAAACUUGAUAAUUUGGAGUCCGAUGACCUAUUUGACCCUUCAUCAAAUGAGAGUGGAGAAGAAUAUGUUCCUAAAAGUAGUGAGGAAUACUCUGAAGAUACUGACACAAGCGAAAUUAUGGAAACUGACGAUCAGAAAAGACUCCUCCUCUGUCAUUUUAAGAAAGUUGCAGUUUCACCUCCCCCUGUGAUGAAGGAGAACAGUAAAGAUAAAUGUACGGAGAGGGGACUUCACAGGGGACGUUCACCAACAAAAAAGCAUGAAAAAUUUCAUAAAUCCAAAAGGCGACGUUUUAGUCCUUCACUCUGUCGCACUAAAUGCAUUGGUGAGGCUCAGUCAGCUGAUCAAAUUGGACGUUCAAGUGAAGACGACAGCUCUGCCACAUCAACACCUGUUGCAGAAGAUGAUGGUGUAUCUUACUCUUCAGUUGCAGAUGAUAGAUGUCCUAAAGUUUCUCCUGUCAUACCUGCUGUUUCAAAAAGUCAGGAUGGGUCACGUAUUUACAACAAAAAGCAGUACUGUUUGUACUGUAAACAGGGAUA